AUUGUUGCAAGGUAAUAAUGAAUGUAUAUCUAAAAUGUCUAGAGAAGUUCUUGGCAAAUUAGCAACAUGUGUCAGCUUUUCCUGUGCUCUGGAAAAGUGAAUUAACAGAUAGAUGCAACUGGACAAGUCAUCUUGAUCACGUUAGUAAAUUUUCUUCAUACGAGUUUACAAAUUUAUAAAAUUUGAAAGUUGUGUAGAUAGGUAAUCUAUUAAGAUUCUUCAGAUUCAACAGUAUGUAACGCUAUAUAAUUAAUGCACUAAAUUUGGCUGUUGAGGCCAUGCUUUUUCUAGGGAAUCUUAGAAAUCAAGUACAAGUUAUUGCUACAAUGAAGGAAUACAUAUUGUACUUAUACUUUUCAAUUUUAAUUCAAUUAUUUAAUCACACUGUUCUUUUUUGUAUUGCUACAAGCAUCCUAUGGGUACCCAGAACAAUGAUGGAAAAUAAGACAGAAGUAACACAGUUCAUCCUUCUAGGACUAACAAACGACUCAGAACUGCAAGUUCCCCUCUUUAUAGUCUUCCUCUUCAUCUAUAUUAUCACUCUGGUUGGAAACCUGGGAAUUAUUGUAUUGAUAUUCUGGGAUUCCUAUCUCCACAAUCCCAUGUAUUUUUUUCUCAGCAACUUGUCUCUAGUGGACUUUGGCUACUCCUCAGCUGUCACUCCAAUGGUCAUGGCUGGAUUCCUUAUAGAAGACAAGGUCAUCUCCUACCAUGCAUGUGCUGCUCAAAUGUACAUUUUUGUAGCUUUUGCCACUGUGGAAAAUUACCUUUUGGCCUCAAUGGCCUAUGACCGCUAUGCAGCAGUGUGCAAACCCCUACAUUACACCACGACCAUGACAACAAGUGUGUGUGUUUAUCUGACCAUAGGCUCCUACCUCUGUGGUUUCCUGAAUGCCUCCAUCCACACUGGGGACACAUUUAGUCUCUCUUUCUGUAAGUCCAAUGAAGUCCAUCACUUUUUCUGUGAUAUUCCAGCAAUCAUGGUUCUCGCUUGCUCUGAUAGACGUGUUAGUGAGCUUGUUCUUGUUUAUGUUGUGAGCUUCAACAUCUUUUUUGCUCUCCUGGUUAUCUUGAUAUCCUACAUAUUCAUUUUUAUCACCAUCCUAAAGAUGCACUCAGCUUUAGGAUACCAGAAGGCUUUAUCCACCUGUGCCUCUCACUUCAUUGCAGUUGCCAUCUUCUAUGGGACUAUUAUCUUCAUGUACUUACAGCCCAGCUCCAGUCACUCCAUGGACACAGACAAAAUGGCAUCUGUGUUCUACACGAUGGUCAUCCCCAUGCUGAACCCCCUGGUCUAUAGCCUGAGGAACAAGGAAGUGAAGAGCGCAUUCAAGAAGGUUGUUGAGAAGGCAAAAUUGUCUCUAGGAUUGUGAGUUUAACAUUGUAGGAUUCACCACAACCUAUUUCUGUCAGAUUUUCUCCAUGUUCUGAAUCACAUUUAAGGUCCACAAUAAUGUUAUAUUCUUGAUGUGAUGGCCAUGCCAGUUAAAGUCUAUUGUCUAGAUAAAAAGAAACAUUAUGUCCAGAAACAACACCCAAACAAGAAUGGCUAAGACAUCUUGGGGCUUCCUUGCCAAAACCCUUAAAGAUAUUAAUACAUUCAUUUGUUCUACAUGCAUUUUUUUCCUACCACGUCAAUGCAAAUAUACAUAAAACCAGAGCAAAAAUAAGUCCAUUAAUAGAAAUACAUGGAAGUUUCCCAUGAAAUGGGAAAUUCUCCCUGGGUAUGGAAAAUGCAUGUGGAUUAAAUGUAAUGUGGCAAGUUCUGAUGGUCAAUUUUAUGUGUCAGUUUGGCUGGAUUAAGGGAUGCCCAGAUAGCUGCUUAAACAUUAUUCUGAAUGUGUCUGUGAAGGUGUUUCCAAAAGUGAUUAAUAUUUGAAUCAGGAGACUGAGUAAGGAAGGUCUGCCCUCACCAAUGUGGGUGGUCAUUAUUCAAUCUAUUGAGGGCUUUCCUGAAAAGAACAAAAAGGUGGAGGAAGGAUGAAUUUUCUCUUUUCUUGAACUGGGACAGUCAUCUUCUCUUACUCUUGAACAUUUGAGGUCCUGGUUUUUGGGCCUUUGGCCUCCAGGCCUUAUACCAGUUCCACAGCCGUGUCCUGACCUUUCUCAGGCCUUCAAACUCUGAGUUACUCUGCUGGCUUUCCUGGUUCUCCAGUUUGCAGUCGUGAGACUUCUCAGCCUCCAAAUUCACGUGAGCCACUUCCCAUAAUAAUGUCCUUUUAUUUAUACACAUAUUUUUAUUGGUUCUGUUUCUCUGUAGAACUGUAUGUAAUACAUGAAUAUUUAAUGGAAAUAAUUUAAAUAUUUAAUUUGAGUAGCAGAAUAUAAAGUUGAGCCUAAUGCUUUCAAAUUUACUUAGCUGAAUACUGUUCCAAGAGUGCUAAUUUUAUUUUAAAAACAUAUAUUGUUAAAUGAAAGUAUAUGCUCUUCCUUAGCACAUUUGUUUUGUUUUUGUUUUUGUUUUUGAGACAGUGUCUUGCUCUGUCACCAGGCUGGAGUGCAGUGGUGCAAUCUCGGCUCACUGCAACCUCUGCCUCCUGGGUUCAAGCGAUUCUCCUGCCUCAGCCUCCUGAGUAGCUAGGACUACAGGCGUGUGCCACCAUGCCCAGCUAAUUUUUUGUAUUUUUAAUGGAAACAGGGUUUCACCAUGUUGGCCAGUCUCUUGACCUCAUGAUCCGCUCGCCUCAGCCUCACAAAGUGCUGGGAUUAUAGGCGAGAGCCACCAUGCCCAGCAUCCUUGGCACAUUUUAUCCAGAAUAUGUAAAUAUAGCAUUUUAUAUGAAUUAAUUCUUGUGUCAUUACUGAGUAAUUUUAUAGAAGCAACAUGUUCAUGUUUUAAAUCUUAAAAGGAUAAAAUAACUAGAGUACUGUGGGUGGGUGACCCGGCAAGUGCAGAGGCAAGGUUCUGAAGCCUAAGCCUGUUUCCAUAUAAAUGAUGGAAUUAGAAAUAUAAUCACAUAAGUAAUCACAGGUAUAGAUACUUUAAAAUAUAUACACUCAUUAUAAUCGUUUAAUGUUACUAAUGGUUCUCGGGUUGCAAAGUGUGAACCUAAGGUGACAUUGUGAAAGAAGUGACCCUAAGGCAAGAUGCUUUAAGCCCUCUGACACGCCCAUGUCAGGGCUGCUGGAGGGUGCCUUGGCUGUGUGGCAAUGCUGGGACAGUGCCCACUGUUUAGCCAGCUGUCGAAGGAGACGUCCAAGAUGUCUCCUUCCCUGUAGGAGGUAGGAGAAAACUCUGCUCCCCCAAGCUCUUGUGGUAGGUCUGACAGCUGUCAGGGACACCCACAGACAUCGGGGGCUUAAUUGUCUCUAUGUGAUGCUAUGCUUCGUGGUCACCUUCCAUGUCCACUUUCAUGUUCUGCUUCUGCACCUGGUUCCUCUUUUUCUUGGAAGAUAUCAUCAGUAAAAGUAACACAAAUCUUAAUCUUUGUUCUUUCUUUACAAGUGUGGAAAAAGUGCUGAUGCAUUAUGCUCCUUACCUUAUCUCUGCUACUUGAAAGACCUGGGCCCCUAUCUCCAAGACACGUGAUUUACCUGACCCGAUCACCAACCACCAUUACUUCACCCUACCUACCCUGUCCCCUGCUUUGUACUCAAUGAAAGUCAGAGAGUGCAGGCCCUCGGUGCCACUGCCGGACUCCGCACUUUGGUUGGCAGUGGACCCCUGGGUCCAAACUCUCUUUCUCUCCAUCUCUGUGUUUUGUGUCUUUACUUCCACAGUUUCUCAUCUCCACACAAGUAGAGAGGGGCUCACAGGACCCAGUAGGGCUGGACCCUACAGAGUACCAGAAAAAUUGAGUAAAAAUAAAUGGAUUUGCUAGAUUGGGAAAAUUUUUCUGGAUAAUAUCCUGAAAAGCAUUUUCCAGCUCAGAUUCAUUCUCUCCAUCACAUUCAGGUACCCCAAUCAAACGUAGAUUGGGUCUUUUCACAUAGUCCCAUAUUUCUUGGAGACUUUGCUCAUUCCUUUUCAUCCAGUAUGAGCCUUUCUAAAAAUAUACCAAAAAGUAAAAAGCAUCAACAUAAAGAAGAAUUUACAUCAACAAAUGGAUAAAAUAGCCAGUUAACAUUAAAUGGCAGUAACCCUAAAUUUAAAUCGACUAAAUCCCCCAAUCAAAAGAUACAGCCAAAACCUAACGGUAUAUCCAAAGAUACACAAAGACUCAAAUCAAAGGGUUGGAGAAAAAAUUUACCAACAAAAUGGAGAGCAAAAAUAAAUAAAUAAACAAAAAGCAGGAGUUGCAAUUCUCACAUUUGAUAAAAUAGAUUUCAAACAACAAAGAUACAGUGAUAAAGGAUCAAUGCAAUAAUAAGAGAUCUUAAUACCCAGAUACAUAAGACCCAUAAUGAAAUUUAGACUCAAUGAGACAGAAAAUUAAUAAGGAUAUCCAGGACUUCAACUCAGAUCCGGAACAAGUGAACUCAAUAAAUAUUUAUAGAGUUCUCCAUUUUAAAUACACAAAAUAUUGAUCAGCCAUUAUUAAUACCCAUUUUUAGAAUGAAGCAAUAUUCCUGUUCUCUCUCUCUCUCUUUCCUCUCCUUCUCUCGUUUUUUUACUUUUCAACAUCCUAGUUCCUCACCUCUACUUAAUACUUUCCUCUGAACACCUGAAAAAAAAGAAAAAUAAAUAAAUGGAUUUUUAACUUUGUUUGUA
Callithrix jacchus (white-tufted-ear marmoset) is the source of this 4651-nucleotide messenger RNA. RefSeq names its product olfactory receptor 5B3. NCBI's taxonomy places the organism in Eukaryota, Metazoa, Chordata, Mammalia, Primates, Cebidae. Gene Ontology annotation, cellular component: membrane. Gene Ontology annotation, biological process: G protein-coupled receptor signaling pathway. Gene Ontology annotation, molecular function: olfactory receptor activity; G protein-coupled receptor activity. The record is from RefSeq and is a predicted model, not a curated record.